UGACAGUCACGCCGCCAAAGGAGGACGCGUCACUGAGCACUGUACGCGUACACAUUUACCAUCUUUCUUCAUCUCACCCGUUUCUCGUUUUCAUCAUGGUACGUCUACCCAGCACACUAUGGGCCGCCGCUCACCUCUCUUAGUCGAUAAUGGAAUAUAACGGUGGCUCCGUCAUAGCUAUGGUCGGAAAGGACUGUGUUGCCAUUGCGUCUGACCUGCGCCUUGGGGCUCAAGCCUUGGGUAUCUCUUCCAAUUUUCAAAAGAUAUUUCCAGUAACGGACCGCAUAUAUGUUGGGCUUCCCGGUCUGGCGAGUGAUGUAACCACACUACGGGAGAGAUUUAGAUACAGGGUCAACAUGUACACCAUCAAGGAAGAACGCGAAAUCGAGCCCGAGACGUUCGCCCAUCUUGUGUCGUCUACACUAUACGAACAUCGAUUUGGACCAUACUUCAUCGAACCCGUUAUGGCUGGUCUUUCCAAGACACCUUCAGGUGGCUUGAAGCCUUUCAUCGCAGCCACCGACCUCAUUGGAUGUCUAAACUUUGCUAAAGACUUUGUGGUCGCUGGAACUGCCAGUUCCAAAUUAUAUGGUGUUGCAGAGGGUCUAUGGGAGCCUGAUUUGGAGCCUGAGGAUCUGUUCGAGACGAUAUCGCAGACGAUUUUGAAUGCGUUGGAUCGUGAUGCAUACUCGGGCUGGGGCUGCAUAGUGCACGUCAUCACCAAGGAUAAGGUCGUUUCACGUACACUCAAAGGGAGAAUGGAUUGAUUCCGAUGUUGUGUACAGUAUAUACAAAUUCGACUUCGUUACACCUCCAUUCGGAAA
Molecule: messenger RNA, 824 nt
Organism: Desarmillaria tabescens
Lineage: Eukaryota; Fungi; Basidiomycota; Agaricomycetes; Agaricales; Physalacriaceae
Product: 20S proteasome subunit beta 3
Exons: 4
Coding region: 150-767 (205 amino acids)
Biological process (GO): proteasome-mediated ubiquitin-dependent protein catabolic process
Cellular component (GO): proteasome core complex, beta-subunit complex; proteasome core complex
Source: RefSeq, a predicted model, not a curated record